AUGUUUUCUCCUAUUCUAAGUCUGGAAAUUAUUCUCGCUUUGGCUACUCUCCAAUCAGUCUUUGCGGUUGAGUUGCAGCACGUUCUUGGAGUCAACGACAGACCCUAUCCUCAGAGGACAGAUGAUCAGUACAACAUUCUGAGACAUCUGGGAGGCUUGGGCCCCUACAUCGGUUACAAUGGAUGGGGAAUUGCUGCUGAGUCUGAAAUUGAAUCCUGUACGAUUGAUCAGGCUCAUCUGUUGAUGAGACAUGGAGAAAGAUACCCAAGUACCAAUGUGGGGAAACAACUAGAAGCUUUGUACCAGAAACUACUAGAUGCUGAUGUGGAAGUCCCUACAGGACCAUUGUCUUUCUUUCAAGACUAUGAUUACUUCGUCUCUGACGCCGCUUGGUACGAGCAAGAAACAACUAAGGGUUUCUACUCGGGGUUAAACACCGCUUUCGAUUUUGGUACCACUUUGAGAGAACGAUAUGACCAUUUGAUAAACACUAGCGAAGAAGGAAAGAAACUUUCUGUUUGGGCUGGCUCUCAAGAAAGAGUUGUUGACACCGCAAAGUACUUUGCUCAAGGAUUUAUGAAAUCUAACUACACCGAUAUGGUUGAAGUCGUUGCUCUAGAAGAGGAGAAAUCCCAGGGACUCAACUCUCUAACGGCUCGAAUUUCAUGUCCAAACUAUAACAGCCAUAUCUACAAAGAUGGCGACUUCCCCAAUGACAUUGCUGAAAGAGAAGCUGACAGAUUGAACACUCUUUCUCCAGGAUUUAACAUUACUGCAGAUGAUAUUCCAACAAUUGCCCUAUACUGUGGCUUUGAACUAAAUGUAAGAGGUGAGUCAUCCUUCUGUGACGUCUUGUCAAGAGAGGCUCUACUGUACACUGCUUAUCUUAGAGAUUUGGGAUGGUAUUACAAUGUUGGAAACGGGAACCCACUUGGAAAGACAAUCGGCUACGUCUAUGCCAACGCCACAAGACAGCUGUUGGAAAACACAGAAGCUGAUCCUAGAGAUUAUCCUUUGUACUUUUCCUUUAGUCAUGAUACCGAUCUGCUUCAAGUAUUCACUUCACUCGGUCUUUUCAACGUGACAGAUCUGCCAUUAGACCAGAUUCAAUUCCAGACCUCUUUCAAAUCUACCGAAAUAGUUCCCAUGGGAGCAAGAUUGCUUACCGAGAGAUUAUUGUGUACUGUUGAAGGUGAAGAAAAAUACUACGUUAGAACUAUCCUCAACGAUGCAGUCUUCCCACUGAGUGACUGUUCCUCUGGCCCUGGAUUCUCUUGUCCGUUGAACGAUUAUGUUUCUAGACUUGAGGCAUUGAACGAGGACAGUGACUUUGCGGAAAACUGUGGAGUUCCUAAAAAUGCUUCCUACCCACUUGAACUAUCAUUCUUCUGGGAUGACUUGUCAUAA
Messenger RNA from Komagataella phaffii GS115, 1407 nucleotides. RefSeq lists its product as uncharacterized. Gene Ontology annotation, cellular component: fungal-type cell wall. The record is from RefSeq and is a predicted model, not a curated record. NCBI's taxonomy places the organism in Eukaryota, Fungi, Ascomycota, Pichiomycetes, Pichiales, Pichiaceae. The transcript has a single exon. Bases 1 to 1407 code for a protein of 468 amino acids. Gene Ontology annotation, molecular function: acid phosphatase activity.